CAAGUUUAGGAUUUUAGCGCGGAAUUCAUCUGUUUAUUUAUAUGGUUAAGUAGUAUUUUCGCAUUAAACCGGACUUCGCCUCAUGUCGCAACCUAAUUCUAAUUCAUAAACUAAACAUCCAACUCAAAAUUGGAUUCCCAAUUCCUCACAUUAUUUUACAACCCUCUUUUUUCCCUGAUAAUUUGGUAGACAUUCUCAAGGUCACCCUGGCAUCGCUUAGACGCAGUUCAUCAAUUGUUUUCUGAUCGAGGAUUAUUUAUUCUACUAACUAAUGGGUCGUUCUCGUUCUUCAAAUUCACUCAAUGAAAAACAUAUAAAAAAUUAUCACACAACCACAACAACAAGAACUCAUAGUAGUCAUUCACAUCAUAAUAAAGAGGUGAGAAAAAAAUCCAUUCAUCGAAAUUCAUCCAAUCACCAUCAACGAAAAACUGAAAUUCAUCAACAUAUUACUAAAAAAGUUUACAAUAUGAUAAAUGAAGCGAAAAAACACAGUACUACUACUACCAGUACUCGUCAUCAUCAUCAUCAUCACGCAGGAAAGCAUAAAAAGUUACCACCAGCUUGUGGAUGUCCAUAUCAUUGUGAGCAAGAAAUUCAAUCGCUCCAUGAUAGUAUUGAAACACUUCGUGCAGGUUUAAAUGUUGCCUAUCAUAAAGAAAGACCAAUUUUCCAAUUAGAUCAUUUUAUUGAUGAUCAUUAUCAACUACUGUCGGAAGCAUGGAUUUCUAUUGGUCCAUCAAAAUUGAAAGAUUUAGUUUCAGCUAAUCUUUUAUCAAUAUGUUCACGACGUGAACGUAAAGAUAUGAUGAAACAAACAUCAUCAUCCUCAUCAUCCGGUAAAAAUGUUCGAGUAUCAUGUAUUAUCCAACCAUAUGUAUCAUUUAAUGAUGGAAAUGAUUAUCAGUUGGGUAUAUCAGAAUUAUGGCAUCGAUGUAUUCAAGAAUUAAAUGAUUUAUCAAUUGAUCAAAUUAAAACUAUUCUAAAUGGUACAGUAAAUUUAGAUCCGAUGGAAUUAGUUCGUCAAACUACUAGUACUACUACUAAUACUACUAGUAGUAGUAAUACAAAUGUGAAUGUCACUAUAGAAAAAGAGAAUUGUACUCAUUCUUCUCCAUCGAAAUUAAAUUUAUUAAAUGGAGAAAAACAUUCUGACAUGGAAAUACAUGAUGCUGAUUCAACUACUGCUUUGUGUUCUGUUCUUGAAAAUCAAUUCGACGCUCAGAAAACCAAUGAACAUUGUUGUUGUAUGAGUGGCAAUGAUGAUCAUGAUCAUGAUGAUAGUAAACUGCACACAAAUUCCCAAUCAUUGACAAAUUCGAAAGAAGAUAGAAUUGACGAGAAAUCUACCACCAAUGUAUCAGCAGGAACUUGUCGCAGCAUUUCAGAAUCAAGCGAUCUAGUCGAUUUAGUUCAUCAAGAAAUUACAGAACUUGAAAUGCGUGCACGUGCUAUACGUGCAAUGCUUAAAACCAAAUCAGAUCAAUUUAAGGCGUAAACAGGGAGAGAGAGAGAGCACGCGUGCGCGCACGCACGGAUUUAAUUAUCUCAUCAAUGAUCAACAGCUGUUUCACUUGUUAUGAUUAUUAUUAUUAUUGUCAUCUUUGUUAUCAAUGUGAAUCGACUUUACGUUUUUUGCGAUCAAGUUGCUGCGCAUUUCAAUCACUUUACUUACAAAUGUGAAUAUACAGGUGUACAUAUAUAUGCAUUAAUAGUGUAUAUCCCGGUUAUUUUUGUUAUCCGAUUGGAACUCAGAACACAAGAAAAAAAGACAAAACCAAUGAACUGUGUGUUUGAUCAACAAUAUUCUUUUUUUUUAGAAUUCAUCUUAU
Messenger RNA from Schistosoma turkestanicum, 1832 nucleotides. Lineage: Eukaryota; Metazoa; Platyhelminthes; Trematoda; Strigeidida; Schistosomatidae. The record is from the annotation of a GenBank genome assembly.